CCCAGCUUCCCCCAGUAGCAGCAGCAACUGAUCGACCAAGCUGCCCGCACCGACAGCACCCAUGCCCAAAAAAACCAAGCAGGAGCGACCUGCAAAGGUCUCCACCGAAGAUCUCGAUAGCCACGAGAUCGACCUCUAUGCCGAGUUUGGUCUGACCAAGGAGGCCACCCCUGAUCAGAUCAAGCGCGCAUACUACAAGCUUGCACUCACCCAUCACCCGGACAAGGCCAGGCCCGGCGACGCCCAGGCCGAAGAAGAAGUAAAGGAGCGCUUCCAGGAGAUCUCGAAAUGGUACGGCAUCCUCUCCGACCCGGUCAAGCGCAAGCGCUACGAUGCCACGGGCAUCAUCAGCGAUAAGGACUUCAACCUCGAGGACGUGGCCGACUGGGACGCUUAUUUCCGCAAUUUGUGGGGCGGCAAGGUCACAGAAGAGGCAAUCGACGAGUUUGCCGCAAAGUACAAAGGCUCCAGCGAAGAGCAGGCCGAUAUCAUCAAGGCCUAUACCAAGUGCAAGGGCGACAUGAACUCGAUCUUGAACGAGGUUCCGCUCAUUUCUGUGGACGACGAGGAGCGUGUUGAGCAGCUUCUCCGAGAGUUGAUUGACACCAAGGAAAUCAAAGAAUUCAAAAAGUUCAAGGAGACCACGACCAUGGAGCAGAAGGAGCAGCGGCGCCAGGAGGCCAUCGACGAGGCCGAGGAGGCCGAGAAAGAGAGCCUCGCGGCCAAAGCCAAGGGCAAGGCCAAGUCGUCCAAAGGCAAAAACGGACCCGACGACUCGAAGGAAAACUCACUUGCCCAGCUGCUAAGCAACCGGGCCAAGCAGCGCCAUGAGAGCCUGAUCGAUGGACUCAUGAACAAGUACGUCAACAAGCCCAGUAAGAAGGCAGCGCAGCCCGCCAAGACGAGUAAAGCCAGCAAGAAAGGCGCCCACAGCGAGGAUGGCGACGAUUGGAUCGAUGAGGAUGGCGAUGGCGACGACGGCUGGAUCGACCACGACGGAGAUGGCGACGAGGACUCGGGCGAGCCUGUUGCCGAGCCGACCGAGGAAGAGUUUGAGGCGAUCCAAAAACGCAUUCUGAAGCGCAAGCCAAGCGCAAGCGAUACCAAGAAGAGCAAGAAGAAGCCGAUCUGAGCCUGGGCUGUUGGCACCACAUGGCAAUGCAGUACAUGGCAAUGCAGUGCUCGCGGAUUGGAGCAAGACACUCUGCGUUGGUCUGAUCCUGAAUACAUCCGCGCCGGCCUGAUGUGCCCAAUACCCCUGGCAAGUGCAGUGCGCUUGAUAUCUUUGGCAAAUCCAAUCCGCCAUGAACGGCAUCGCCCAGACAACACCGCCUCGACCAAAAUAGAGUUGAUACCCCACGCG
This is a messenger RNA of Polychytrium aggregatum, 1363 nucleotides long. RefSeq lists its product as uncharacterized. The record is from RefSeq and is a predicted model, not a curated record. Gene Ontology annotation, cellular component: cytoplasm; nucleus. The transcript is spliced from 3 exons. Gene Ontology annotation, molecular function: heat shock protein binding. The coding region runs from base 62 to 1132 and encodes 356 amino acids. NCBI's taxonomy places the organism in Eukaryota, Fungi, Chytridiomycota, Chytridiomycetes, Polychytriales.